Molecule: messenger RNA, 3708 nt
Organism: Neogale vison (American mink)
Lineage: Eukaryota; Metazoa; Chordata; Mammalia; Carnivora; Mustelidae
Gene: PPP1R16A
Product: protein phosphatase 1 regulatory subunit 16A
Exons: 11
Coding region: 1864-3447 (527 amino acids)
Cellular component (GO): cytoplasm
Molecular function (GO): protein binding; phosphatase regulator activity; enzyme inhibitor activity
Source: RefSeq, a predicted model, not a curated record
CCAGAAACUGGAGCUUCUCCGGGGUUCCGGUGGCCUCCGGUGGGGAUCCUGGGCGCCACCUCGCAGACCAGGGUCAGGCUGAGAAGCACUAGCGCGCCCCAGGGCCCGGCCCCGCGCUCCAGGCCUGUGGGGGAGUGUCCAGGACUGGUUGGGGCCCUUCAAGGCCCUGCAGCAGGGCUGAGGCAGCCGGGGGAUUAAUCUCCAUGGGUGCAGAGAGCCGAGGCAUGCAUGGAGUCAUUCCAGGUUUAGGGACGCCGGAGAAGGGCUGUCCCUCCUCGGAGCUCUGGCCGUGCUUUCCUUCCUGGAUCUUGAAGUUGGGAGUGGAGCGGGCUGUGGGGGCACCACUUUGCUCUUCUCAGUCCCUGUCUUGGCUCAGCAGGGAGCCCUCAUGUUCUCUCUGGACGGGACUGGGGUUGUCCUGAAUCCCAGAAGAGGCCUCUGCUCCUGGCUGUGCUGCCUAAUGCACUUCCGGGGCGGUGAGGGGAGCCCCAUCGUGGGGCCCUGAGGCCAGGUUCUCUAAGUGGCUGGUGACUGCGGGAAGGAGCCUGCACAAAGGCUAGCACUGGGCUCCUCAUUGUGAUGGUGGUUUUCCCCUUUCCCAGCUCCCCAAGCUCUUGUUCCAAGCUGGGGUGAGGAAGCUCCAGAAGGUCCUUCCCUCCUUCCCUCCCUAUGCAUGGGCUGGAUUUCCUCCCAGUUGGCUGAACCACCCCCCACUCCCCCGCCCUGCUCUGCUGUGUGUCCUGGCCUCAUCUCUCAGCUGCCUGGGGUGUGCCUGGACUUUGGUCUCCCCUGGCAGCAAAGGGCUGGCAGGCACCUGGGAAGAGGGUUUCUGAUUCUGUGGACUCAACACUGAGAUCUGUGUUCUAGGGAUUUCCGAGUCUUUGGUCUCUCUCAAAAGCCUGUGUCCACCGUGUGUGCUUUUGGUACUUCAGGGUGAGGCGAACCUGCUAACGUCCGGUGACCCAGCACACCACAUACGGUGAAGUGUUUGGCUGGGUGGACAUGGAUGGCCCUGGCAGCCGUUGAUCUGUCCCCACUCUUCCUGGUCACCAGGUGACACUCAAGGCGAGUGGAGGCCGCCAGCAGCCUGCAGACUGAUCUACUGCUCUUUGGAAGGAGGCCCCCGGGGGACACAGCCGCCAGGCCUGCCAGGCCUUUGGUACCUUCGCUGCUUUGACAGACUCACUCCUGGGCACUAGGGGCCGAGGCCGCAGGACUCAGAGGGCACAGCCUGCCCUGACCUCUCUGUGGCUGUGGGUCCGGCCCUCCGGCCCUCCGGCCCAGCUCCCUGUUAGCCCUCAUGUCCUGACCCUGGAAGACAAGAUAGGAGCACGGAGGGAAGGCCAGGCCAUGGCUGUCCCCAGGCCCCACCCAGGAUCCUGAGACCCGGAAGGGGAGGGGGCUUCUCGAACUCCCGGGCACUCCCGGGGCCUCUGCCCGUUGCCCUUUCUUCCCUUUGCCCUCAUCGAACUGGCAGGACACAGCGACUCUGUUAUCUGGGUAAUUAGCUUCAGACCCGGGACUGAAGCUGCCUAGGUCCUGGGCUGCUUCCCACAGGCUGUGCACCCUGACCCCAAAAGCGAGGUGAGGCCCUGCCCGCUGAGCAGCCGAGGUGUCACCCUUGGGCACCUCCCACACUGCCCUUUCUGCCUGGGGUCCAUGUCCCUCAGGACUGUCUGGGCCUGGCAGCGUGGGGCCUUGUGACCCAGCCUUGCCAGGGGCAGAGGGCGCCGCCAAGCCUUAGGGAGGGGAUGCCCCCAAGGGUGCUGGUCCGGCCCACCGCCCCACUCCUCAGGCCCAGUCUGGCCCCGGUGCUCCCCAAUCUGGUGCCCCGAGCUGCGCCCCCGGCAGGUCGCCCCCGCCAUGGCCGAGCACCUGGAGCUGCUGGCAGAGAUGCCCGUGGUGGGCAGGAUGAAUGCGCAGGAGCGGCUGAAGCAUGCCCAGAAGCGCCGGGCCCAGCAGGUGAAGGCGUGGGCCCAGGCGGAGAAGGAGGCCCAGGGCAAGAAGGGCCACCGGGAGCGGCCGCGGAAGGAGGCAGCUGGGGGCAGGCGGCAGAAGCGGGUCCUCUUUCCUGCCAGCGUCACCCUUCUGGAGGCUGCUGCCCGCAACGACCUGGAGGAAGUCCGCCAGCUCCUUGAGAGUGGGGUCAGCCCUGAUCUGGCCAACGAGGAUGGCCUGACGGCCCUGCACCAGAGCUGCAUUGAUGACUUCCAAGAGAUGGUGCAGCAGCUCCUGGAGGCUGGGGCCAAGGUCAAUGCCCGCGAUAGCGAAAGCUGGACGCCCCUGCACGCCGCGGCCACCUGCGGCCACCUGCAGCUGGUGGAGCUGCUCAUCGCCCGGGGUGCCGACCUCCUGGCCGUCAACACCGAUGGGAACAUGCCUUAUGACCUCUGUGAGGACGAGCGGACGCUGGACUGCCUUGAGACGGCCAUGGCCAACCGUGGCAUCACCCAGGACAGCAUCGAGGGGGCCCGGGCCCUGCCCGAGCUGUGCAUGCUGGAGGACAUCCGCUGCCUGCUGCAGGCGGGAGCCGACAUCGAUGACCCCCAGGACCAUGGGGCCACGCUGCUCCACAUCGCGGCCGCCAACGGGUUCGGCGAGGCAGCCGUCCUGCUGCUGGAGCACCGGGCCAGUCUGAGCGCCAAGGACCAGGACGGCUGGGAGCCGCUGCACGCCGCAGCCUACUGGGGCCAGGUGCACCUGGUGGAGCUGCUGGUGGCGCACGGGGCCGACCUGAACGGGAAGUCUCUGACGGACGAGACGCCCCUCGACGUGUGCGGGGACGAGGCGGUGCGGACCAGGCUGCUGGAGCUGAAGCACAAGCAGGACGCACUGCUGCGCGCCCAGGGCCGCCAGCCCUCCCUGCUGCGGCGUCGCACCUCCAGUGCCGGCAGCCGGGGGAAAGUGGUGAGGAGGGUGAGCCUGACCCAGCGGACCAGCCUGUACCGCAGGGAGCAUGCCCAGGAGGCCAUCGUGUGGCAACAGCCGCCGCCCACUGGCCCGGAGCCGCCCGAGGAGGACGAGGACGGCCGGACGGACGCGGAGCUGCGCUCCCGACCUAGCGAGCAGGACGAUGAUCCCGAGUCGGCCAGGCCGCACAACGGCCGAGUUGGAGGCACCCCGGGGCGGCACCUGUAUUCCAAGCGGCUGGACCGGAGCGUCUCCUACCAGCUGAGCCCCCUGGACAGCUGUGCCCCCGAUGCUCCGGGCCGGGUCAAGGCCCAGCACACGCUCGCAGAGCUGAAGCGCCAGCGAGCCGCCGCUAAACUGCAGCGUCCCCCGCCUGAGGGGCCCGAGGGGCCCGAGCCCAGCCCACUGGCCGCCGCUGCUGCGAGCCCCCAGCUGGAACACAGCCCCGGGGCCGGUGGAGACCCGCCCCUGCUGAAGCUCACCGCGCCGUCGGAGGAGGCCCCCGCGGAGAGGAGGCCCUGCUGCCUGCUCAUGUGAGGGGCUGGCACCCGGAGUGCCCCGGAGGCUGCCGCGGGGCCCCUGCUUUGGGGGCCCCGGUGUACGCCCUGCUGCUGCUGCUGCUGCUGGGAGAGACCCGGCGGGGGACCUCCCUCAGCUCCCCUCCCGGGGAUGCCAGCGUCCUCGCUCAGGGAUGAGCCUCUGGCAGAAGCCCUCCUGGGGGGCCGUGCGGCUGCAGAGACCUAGUUCCAUGGUUGCCUCUUGAUAAAGGGCUGUUCUGCCACCUGCCUUGUCGUGUGU